UUUCCACAAGGACGGGAAUGAAGGAGAACCGUCGGCACAAUCCUGGAGAAGCGCGCAGCUGGAGGUGACAUGUAGAUUUUGGUUAACUUUCUAUCAGUCUAUCUGUCGGAGCCUUUUGCCUCCACUUGUAGUUUCCACCGACUGACGCGCGGAGAGCCUUGUUCUGGGUGCUCUGUCCAUAUAUGGUCAUCUACGUCACGCAAAUGUUCCAUCCCCCUAUUUAAUACAAGCAAACUGGAGUCCCCUAUCCAGCUCCAAUAGAGCAAGUAGAGCCGCUCUUGUGCAACCAACACCACCACCACCUCCUCCAUUGAUUCACAGACUUCAAAUUCCCCCACAAGCAGCCCAUCAGCUUCCACAGUGAUCAGAUUAAUAACAACAAUAGCGUGUGAUCACACAGGAGGAGAUAACCAGCGCUGCUCGUCCUCCGCGGGAUACUUGGAUAAGCUACAGCAACAGGAUCCAUCCCUGCGCCUCUCUUCUUCUUUUUUAUUUUUUUAUUUUUUGUUGUAUCCACGCCUGAUCCACACCUGUGUUUUUACACUUUUGAGAACAACCCGCUGUAUUUUUUUUGUGUGUAACUACUUGGAUACCUGCGCGUUGUCCUGUAUAAAUGUCGGACUGAAUAUAACUGCUAUGACAGGGAAACUAGCGGAGAAGCUCCCUCUUACCAUGAGCAGUUUAAUAAACACGAUCCCUGACAGUCUCUACCCAGAAGAGGACAUCCCGACGUCUAUGAAUAUUUUCACCAAUACGGAAUCUAUUAACCACUAUUCACAGAUGAACACAGAUAAUAUCAUGGAUCUGGGCAUGGGAAGCGAGAAAGCAUCGGCAGAGAUUCAGUAUGGAUCCAGCUUCCAGUCCAACCGCAGCGGGCAGACUGUCACCUAUCUGGGGAAGUUUGCCUUUGACACUCCUCCGUCAGGUGGCAUUGGCGGCUCGGGCUGGUGCUCUGAUAACAAUAUUAUCAGUCUUGUCAGCGCGGGGAUCCUGGGCGUUUCUCCAUCACCCGGCACGGUAACGACGCAGACAUCAUCCUCCGCAGCCAGCAUGGGCGGACAGACGUCAGAUAUGGAGCAGGUAUAUGGUCCCCCACUGCCUGCCUAUUCCACCUGCAGCGACCUGUACCAGGACCAGGUCUCCUUCCAUCACAGCCCUGCCACCAGCACGGCUCUAGCCUACCCUGGCAAUGACUAUCACUCCACAUCCAAAGCCUCCAUGGAUGGCAGCCUUUUCUCCAUGAUCCCUGACUACAACCUUUUCCAUCAUCAGGGGGAGGUUGGCGUGAUGGAGCACAAGCCCUUCCAGACCAUGGACCCCAUUCGAGUCAACCCUCCUCCCAUCACACCCCUGGAGACCAUCAGAGCAUUCAAAGACAAGCAGCAGAUUCACCCAGGUUUCAUCGGCGGGCAGCAGCACCCUCCUCAGCACCACCCACCACCACAGACUCUCACUCUCAAACCCAUCCGACCACGGAAGUACCCCAACCGUCCCAGCAAAACCCCUGUCCAUGAACGGCCGCACGCCUGUCCGGCAGAGAACUGUGACAGACGCUUCUCACGCUCAGACGAGCUCACACGUCACCUUCGCAUCCACACAGGUCACAAACCCUUCCAGUGCCGAAUAUGCAUGCGCUCCUUCAGCCGAAGUGACCACCUGACCACACACAUCCGCACACACACGGGCGAGAAACCCUUCUCCUGUGAGUUCUGUGGACGCAAGUUUGCCAGAAGUGAUGAGAGAAAGAGACAUGCAAAGGUUCACCUGAAACAGAAGGACAAGAAGCCAGCUGACAAGAGCAGUGGGGCAGCUGGGAGCCACAGCUCGCCACCCAGCUCCUGUGGGGGGCCAACUGUGGGAACAUCAUGACCGUCACUACGUGCACUUGGACUGGACCCUCACCAUGCCCCAUAAAGAGACUUAGGAAGAAGGGAUCACGUCCACUAUGAGAUAAAUAGGUGACACUUUUCCUCUCUUUUACAUCCCACUGCUCUUUUCAGUUCCUUCUAUUUUGAGAUGGAUGCCUUUAGUUUAAGUGAGAAGGGAAAGGCUGCUACGCCCUUCUCUUUCAAGUAACUCAGAGCCUCAGCUACUGUAACACAGUGCCAACACAAAGAAGGGCACCACGGCACAUUCUGUCCAAAAGGCCACUGUGUAUCUAUAGGUUUUGGUGUUGAUACACUUUUUUUUGUAAAUUUUACUGAGAAUUUCUAAAUUGGAAGGAAAUCAGAAUUCAUCACAGGGGUCAAAACAGACAAAAAUUACAAUGGAGCUCAGUUAAAGGGUGAGUUGUCUGGGAGGUAUGCAUUAAUUUUAUUAGGCUGUUUAAAAGUGCAAUUGGUUAUAUUUGUGUACUGUCAUGGAUACCUUAUUAGUGGCACUUGACUGUCUUUUUGUUGUUGUUGUUGUUGUUGUUUUCUUUGAGGUGUCGUGUUUUAUUUUUUAUUUUCUAUUUGAAUGUUGGUUUCUCAAAAAGAAUGUGCCAAAUGUAUUGUGGUGAUACAGCCAACCUUGUUCUUAUUAUUGUGCCUGACAUUUGCCAAACAUAAAAGUGAUAUCAGCUUAGCACACGUGUUGAAUUAAAAGGACAGAUGAGAUACAAACAACGUAUCUCAGAUUUAGAUUUAUCAGCACAAUUUGGUUAAAUCUAGAUAAUGACUGAACUUGGUUACACAAAGCAAACAGUGUCUUGUCCUGUAACCUGUACUUAGAAAACAAACAUGCCUGCAGCAAUCAAUGCCUUUGCCAAUACUUAUUUAUUUGUAGUCACUGAGAGACACUGUGUAUUUUUGUUGCCUUUUUAUAUUGUGGCUUUAUGUGGUGUUACCAGAUGUAAUUUCUGUUGCUUUUUUCGAAAAGCUCACCAAUACUGUUCAUUUUUUUUUCUUCAGUUUUCUUGAGUUCUGCAAUUAUAUGCAAUAUAUUCAUGACAUAUGCCACAAACCCGUAAAUCAAAUUAACUAAGAGCACAGUUAGACAGACUGAACUACUUAAAUAAAUGACACUGGGUUGCAAAAACCAGCAGUAUAUGAAAGCAAAGAUGAAUAAGGAUUCACAGUGUAAAAAGACUAAACCACUUGGUUUAAGUCACCAAAAGACAAACAGCGUAAUGCUAAGAGAAAAAUUGAAAGUGUCCAAAUUCAUGUUUACAUCUUUUUUUAAUACAGCGAGACUGAGACUGAGUUGUAAACUAUAAGCAGUUGUUGUUUUUGUACAGUAUACAAACAUGUAUGCAGGUAGCUACAGUAGAAGUUUCACUUUUGUACUCAAGUGUCAAAUGCACAAUAACUCAGUAUUAAAUUGUGCAUAUAUGUGCAUGCCUUCAUGCACACUAUGUAAAUACAAAUGUCUGCAUAAACAAGAACUUUCAAUUGACUGAAUGCUUGUGCGGAAUGUGUCUUAAAGCUUUUAGUAAUGUAGUUAUAAUACAGAAUAUUUUGUUGUCAUAGGUCAUUGCAAAAAUCUUUUGGAGCACUACAGUAGUGCCAGAUAUGGUGUAUUAUCUUCCAUAAAAGAUUUUAAAAAAAGAAAAAAAAAAGAAGAAAAAAGAAGAAUAAUAGCAUUUGCACCAUCUGUACGCUUUAAAGUGGUAACUGGUUUAAGGAAGCACUAAUGUGUUCUCUGAAUAAACAACAAGAUUUUUUUUUUUUUUCACAUCUUGUGUAUCUCCAUUACAGUCGCAAUCAGUUAUUUCAACCAACACAUCUUCCCCCAUUGUAUAGAAAACACUGAUUGUUCUCUGAGACUAAAUGAUUAGAUCCAAAAUACAUUUCUGGGCAAUGCCAAUAUUUUUCCAUGUGUGGUUCCUUAUUGAUCUUUGUCCUGAUAGAAGUAAAUGCCUCUUGUAUCAUUAUUCUAUCUAUUAGCUUCUAUGGGAUCUUUAAAGUGUGUUGUAACAAUAUUCACAGAUGCACAGCAGUGACCACGUUUCAUAACUGCCUUUUUUUUCAGAAAUAUUGUUCUAUAUUUAUCUCUGUGAGGGUUUUUUCCCCUCUAGGAAUACAUAACUGAGAUACUAAUAUGGCAUUUUCAUAUUUUUCAUGAUACUUUUGGUAACAAAAAUGUGGAUUUUGACAAAUACAGAAUGCAUAAGACUGCAGAUAUUGAAAAUCAUGAGGUAUUUACUUCUGCCAGGGCUACUAUAAAAGACACUGUGUCAAAAAAUAUUGGUUCAUUCAAACAAAUUAUUCAAAUUUAUAUCGAUUACUGUCGAUGUAUUAUCUGAGAAGUAUUAACCGUGUCCAUGUGCUGAGAUAGUUUCUGGUUUUAUUGUUUAAAUUUACUGCUCAAACACCAGAUAAACUUCUCUUCUUUUAAAAAGAAACAUUCGCCUCUCCAUCGACUUUGACUGACAAUAUUUGUGGUUAUUGGAUGUGCUCUCUGACUGUUAAGGAGUGUAGGCUGUAUGCAAGGCAGAGAAUUUAUGUAAACAUUGUUACCAGCUGGAGACAAAUAUAAUGUACUGGUCAGUAGACACGGCAGUCAGACUUAAAGAGAAUAUCGACUGAUAAAUGCAAGGGCAAAAGAAAGGUUUAGAAAAGCAGUGCCACAGAGAUCAGAGUGCAUACAGAAAUGAGCUUCCACAUCCAUGCUUUCCCUUUCCUGUAACAACCAGUUUUCACUGCUGAGCUUCCUGGCAAGUGUCCACUUAUUUUCCAAUUAAUUUGGCCUCAGAGAGUCUUUUCUCAGCUCAUCUACAUGGUUAAAUGAACAGACCUCCUUGCACUUUUCCAGAUAGUUUAAAAGGUUACACACCCUGUAACAUCAAACCGUAAAUCAAUAGUUUUGUAUCAUAAAAAAAUAAGUUGUUUUAUUGCAUGGAUGGUUAUCGACAAAUGAAACUUUUCUGAGCUCAUCCCAAUGAAACACAACAGAAAUGAAAAUCACAACUUAAAAAUAUUUAGAAAUGUAACUCUCUACACAUUACGUUACACAGCUUCCUUUAUUUCUGAUCCCAGAUCGUCGAGAUUCAAACAUUAGAUUGGGAUUUUCCAGGUUUAAUCUUGCAAUGAGUAAUGGACUCUAAUGUAAACAUCAUGUAGCAGACAGCCUCAUGGAGUCAGCACAAAAGAAUAUAUAGUAUAGCACAUGAGGUGAUAGGAAAUACAAAAUGUUUAUCUUUAAUGUUUACCUAGAAUAAUUUGAUGUUAGAAACUGAUCGUUAUAGACUCAUUUUGAAUUUAUUUGACCAAAAAGUAUGCUCUUGUGUGCUCUUGAUUUAACACUUUGCUGGUGAGAAUGGAUGUUUUUAAUUAUAAUAUAUAGAAUGUGGCUUCCUCUGAGAGAAAACUGUGUUUAUGUUGCUUUGUGUCAAGGAACGAUGCAGAGUGAGGCGGAGACUACACCAAACUAUUUCCACAUCUAAAUGAAGCCAUGUAAUUACAACUUUGCAAACUCAAUAUUUCAUCAGAGUCAUCAUCUCACUGUGUUUGUCACUUUUGUUUCGUGACACUUUUGUAAUGGACCGAUAGAUUUUGUAAAAUUUAUAUGAUGCCCCUCCAUCCCACUCCCUCACUAUAGUUUGGUGGUUGAGCAACAAUACAGGCUGCACCAUGUUCUUCUGAACAAUAAUCCUUCUGUGUAAUGUGUGAAUGUUAUAGAUAUAUGUCAAUAACUUGUUAAACAAACUCAGAAACAACCCCCCUCUUAAUAGUGCUUCUCCAAGAAUAAUUUAUUUUAUGUUUUUUAUGUUCUAUUGUCCAAAAAGUGGGCGGCUGAACGCUCUGAAAUUGGAAUUUGCCUCAUCCUCGUUCUCUGCUCCAUGUUGGAUCUGAGCCAACAUCAGCAGCCAUCUUUGUGCCAAACUGGGUUGCAGGGUUGGCUGAUCAAAAACAAUAUGGGAUGAGAACGCCACAGGAGCAACAAAUCAUAAAUGUGACCUCAGUCCGCUUGCAGCUGAAGGCAGACUUGUGAUAAUGUUUGUGUUUAACUGUUUGAUUUAGUCUCCGUGAAGUUGGCCUUGGGCAGGGCAAUAGACUUGGGCUCAUUCAUGAAAAUUAAUAAUUACAAGAUUUAAGAAAAAGAAAAAAAACAAGAAAAAAAAAACAACAACUCACGUCGAAGAGAUUUCAAUAAUGUGUAGAUAUUAUAGGCUACUCAUGUCAUCUUAUGGACUACAGGGUGGCUUCAGGGAUUUUGUGGUCUUCAACAGUGACACUAUGGUGUUCAGAUGGAGUCGAUACUCACUGUUUUCUGUUGUGUUGUUGUGUUUCCUUUUCAUUACAGUAUAUCCUCAUGUUUUGCAUGUGCACGGAAAUGUUCCAAAGUGCUACCCUCGGAUGCUGUGGGUGGUGCUCAUUUCUUUAUUAUGCAUGAAAAAUAAAAGUCACAUUGGGUGAAAUGGGAUAAACCCUGACAACAAUUCAAGACAGACAAUUGAAAAACAAACACACACUGGGAUAACUGUUCUGUUGGCUUUUUUUUUGUUAUUUUAAUUUUAAUUUUUUUUGUUCCUUUAAAGAAAACAAGGGGUCUUGUUUAAAAAAAAAUGUUGUGGAUGUCUUUAAGCCCUAUUUCAUGUUUUUAAUUACCUUAUAAUAAGGUCCUUUUAUGAUGAGCUGAAUAUUGAAAUGAAUUUUACUAUAUCCUUGUGAUGGGGAGAUGUACUCCCCUGUUUACUUGGCACUUCUUCAGUUUGUUGUAAUGCAAUUGUUUUGUUAUUUCUAUGUAAGUACUUGAAUAAAGAAAAAUAUCACUUG
Molecule: messenger RNA, 6698 nt
Organism: Larimichthys crocea (large yellow croaker)
Lineage: Eukaryota; Metazoa; Chordata; Actinopteri; Sciaenidae
Gene: egr3
Product: early growth response 3
Exons: 2
Coding region: 637-1869 (410 amino acids)
Biological process (GO): regulation of transcription by RNA polymerase II
Molecular function (GO): DNA-binding transcription factor activity, RNA polymerase II-specific; RNA polymerase II cis-regulatory region sequence-specific DNA binding
Source: RefSeq, a predicted model, not a curated record